AUGUCGUCCUUCAGUGUGCCGACUGACUCAGGGACUGGGGGGGACUCGGGCGGUUCGGGCGACAGCCCCAACACUGCCAUGAUCAUCCUGUACAGUAUCACAGGAAUCAUCACAGCUCUCUUCUUGGGAAUUAUCAUUACAGGUGCGGUGCGGGCGCACCGCCAUCCAGAGCGCUACGGGCCCCGCCGGAUUGCCGGACGAGUCCGGCAGAGUCGAGCGAGAGGGAUAGCCCGCGCCAUGUUAGAUACCAUCCCGGUGGUCAAGUACGACGACAAGCCGGACGACGUUGAAGCCGCGAAGCGCGACAUCGAAUUGACCGCCGAGGAUAACACCCAGCCUGCUCCCGGUAACGGUGUGACGGAGCCCAGCCCCGUCUCAGAGCUACCAACCCCGGACGGAGCAGAGAGACCCACUCCGACCGCCCCAGAAGCCAAGACUGAGACAGUGCCCGACGCUGGAAAUCUCUCAUGUCCCAUUUGCACCGAUGAUUUCAUCAAGGGCCAAGACCUACGUGUUUUGCCCUGCAACCACCAGUUCCACAUGGAGUGCAUUGACCCGUGGCUGAUGAAUGUUUCAGGCACCUGCCCACUCUGCCGAAUCGACCUGAAUCCGCCUCAGGCAGAGACCGAGCAAACCGAGGGGACCCCGGACGCUGAAACCACCGAAACCGCAGCAGCGCCAGCAGCAGCCCCGGAGACUGAAAAUACUCAGACGCGACACUCGCGCCGUCUGGCAGACUAUCUCCACGGCCCUCUGAAUGCUCGUCGCAUGCGCGACGCCACCGUCGAGGAACGCCUGGCCGCCCUCCGUCGUGUUCGCGAAGCCAACCAAUCUGCGGGUGAGGAGGGCCGGCGAACCCGUCUGACAACCCGACUGCGUGAGCGGUUCCGUAUCCGAACACGCGCUCAUGGCGAGGCUGAGACCGAGACCGAGGCGCCCGCUGCUCCCGCGCCCGUUCACAUGCCUCCCUCGACUGCAUGA
Messenger RNA from Penicillium olsonii, 981 nucleotides. Lineage: Eukaryota; Fungi; Ascomycota; Eurotiomycetes; Eurotiales; Aspergillaceae. The record is from the annotation of a GenBank genome assembly.